Molecule: messenger RNA, 2767 nt
Organism: Catharus ustulatus (Swainson's thrush)
Lineage: Eukaryota; Metazoa; Chordata; Aves; Passeriformes; Turdidae
Gene: BTRC
Product: beta-transducin repeat containing E3 ubiquitin protein ligase
Exons: 16
Coding region: 61-1947 (628 amino acids)
Molecular function (GO): protein dimerization activity
Source: RefSeq, a predicted model, not a curated record
UGCGGCCUUCACUGAGCGGGGGGGCGGCCCCGGCCCGGCCCGGCCCGGCCCCGCAGGACGAUGGACCCGGCCGAGGCCGUCCUGCAGGAGAAGGCGCUCAAGUUCAUGCCCCGAAUACACAUGCCAAAAGAUGGAUUUCAGCUUAUAUCUUCUGGAUACCAAGCAUGGCUAAAGCAGUGCUCUAUGCCCAGAUCUCUGUGGCUGGGCUGCUCCAGCCUGGCGGACAGCAUGCCCUCGCUGCGAUGCCUGUAUAACCCAGGGACUGGCGCACUCCCAGCUUUCCAGAAUUCCUCUGAGAGAGAAGACUGUAAUAAUGAUGAGCCCCCUAGGAAGAUCAUUCCUGAGAAGAAUUCACUUAGACAGACCUACAACAGCUGUGCCAGACUGUGCUUAAACCAGGAAACAGUAUGUCUAGGAAGCACUGCUAUGAAGACUGAAAAUUGUGUGGCCAAAACAAAACUUGCCAAUGGCACUUCCAGUAUGAUUGUGCCCAAGCAAAGAAAACUGUCUGCAAGCUAUGAGAAGGAGAAGGAGCUCUGCGUCAAGUACUUUGAACAGUGGUCUGAGUCUGACCAGGUGGAGUUUGUGGAGCACCUCAUCUCCCAGAUGUGUCACUACCAGCAUGGACACAUAAACUCAUACCUCAAACCCAUGUUACAGCGGGACUUCAUCACUGCACUGCCAGCUCGGGGAUUGGAUCACAUUGCUGAGAACAUUCUGUCCUACCUGGAUGCCAAAUCUUUGUGUGCUGCUGAGCUGGUGUGCAAGGAGUGGUACCGGGUGACGUCGGACGGGAUGCUCUGGAAGAAGCUCAUUGAGAGAAUGGUCAGGACAGACUCCUUGUGGAGGGGUUUGUCAGAGAGGAGAGGAUGGGGACAAUAUCUAUUUAAAAAUAAACCUCCUGAUGGAACUGCGCCACCCAACUCCUUCUACAGAGCACUUUACCCCAAAAUUAUACAGGAUAUAGAGACAAUAGAGUCGAACUGGCGGUGUGGAAGGCACAGUUUACAGAGGAUCCACUGCCGGAGUGAGACAAGCAAAGGGGUUUAUUGUUUACAGUAUGAUGAUCAGAAGAUAGUAAGCGGCCUACGAGACAAUACUAUUAAGAUCUGGGAUAAGAAUACAUUGGAAUGCAAGCGAAUUCUCACCGGACACACGGGUUCUGUCCUGUGCCUCCAGUAUGAUGAACGGGUGAUCAUUACUGGAUCUUCAGACUCAACAGUCAGAGUGUGGGACGUGAAUGCAGGCGAGAUGCUGAAUACCCUGAUCCACCACUGUGAAGCUGUGCUGCACCUGCGCUUCAACAACGGCAUGAUGGUGACGUGUUCCAAGGACCGCUCCAUCGCCGUGUGGGACAUGGCCUCCCCCACAGACAUCACCCUGAGGAGGGUGCUCGUCGGCCACCGAGCCGCUGUCAACGUCGUGGACUUUGAUGACAAGUACAUUGUAUCGGCAUCAGGUGACAGAACUAUAAAGGUAUGGAACACUAGUACCUGCGAAUUUGUGCGCACCUUAAAUGGCCACAAACGAGGCAUUGCAUGUCUGCAGUACAGAGACAGGCUAGUAGUGAGCGGCUCUUCAGAUAAUACCAUCAGGCUGUGGGAUAUUGAGUGUGGGGCAUGUUUACGAGUACUGGAAGGCCAUGAAGAGUUGGUGAGAUGCAUACGCUUUGAUAACAAGAGGAUAGUCAGUGGGGCAUAUGAUGGGAAAAUUAAAGUGUGGGAUCUUGUGGCUGCUUUGGAUCCCCGUGCUCCAGCAGGGACCCUCUGCUUGCGAACCCUUGUGGAGCAUUCUGGAAGAGUCUUUCGACUUCAGUUUGAUGAGUUCCAGAUCGUCAGCAGCUCACAUGAUGACACCAUCCUCAUCUGGGAUUUUCUGAAUGACCCAGCUGCCCAGGCAGAAUCCACUCGUUCCCCGUCCAGAACAUACACCUACAUCUCCAGAUAAAUAACACUACACUGUACCUCACACUCGCACAGGAUUUGUGACAUGUGGUGCCUGUGACUCCCCCUGAAGAACUCCUCCUCCUUUGUCCAUCAUCAUCAAUAAUUAAAUCAGAUACACUGCUAUCCAGAAGGAAGAAGAGUUUCUGCAGAGCGAGUAGAGCAGCUGCUGCCUAACAAGAGGAUGCAGAUGGCCUGACCCUGGGCAGUUGUCACCAGGCUGGAGGGUUUUGCCAAGAACCUCCCUCUGAAGUGAUGACCAUUCUCCUCACUCUGCAGCAAGCUGAUUCAAGAUUACAGUUUGGCUAGGGGAGGAGACACUGAGGCACAAGCACAAGCCGAGGCAAAUUAAAUCAAGAUGCAUCAAUGUGCAGAAUAAUUUAUUGAUAGGGCCCAGCCCUUGUUCUCUCUCACAUACCAUGGAUGUUAAAUUAUUCAUAUCAGAGCCUGGUUGGUUUGCUCAUCACCUUUUGUCUUGGCCAGCACAGUGUGGGGAGGACAAAAUGUUUCAUAUGUUUGGGUCAGUUGUAGAGUGAAUUUAAUGCAUAUGAGUGAAGUGGGAUAACAUGAUUGCCUGCGUGGGUGGAUACAUGCACAAUUACUGUUAAUAGCAGUAUAAGAGCAAAGAAUGGCAGAAGAGCUGACAGGCUUCUGCAAAGGGGUGUCCACAGUGACAUUUUCCCAUGAAAGUGCUCUGUCAUGGGCCACAUCCUGUAUCCUGUUUGGUAACUGUACAGUGAUGCUCUGGACCUGUCAGAUCUUGAUUUCUCAAACACUCUGGUCAAUCAGAUGUUAUUUUAAAUCAUUAAAAGGCUUAGUAUGAA